Messenger RNA from Rhizophagus irregularis DAOM 181602=DAOM 197198, 348 nucleotides. The record is from RefSeq and is a predicted model, not a curated record. NCBI's taxonomy places the organism in Eukaryota, Fungi, Glomeromycota, Glomeromycetes, Glomerales, Glomeraceae.
AUGCCUAAUGCUGAUACUAAUAAUGAUGAAGAUUCUGAUACUAACAAUGAUGAAAAUGCCAAUACUAACAAUGGUGAAGAUUCUGGUAAUGAUAAAGAUACUAAUACUACUAAUUAUGAAGAUGCAAAUAGUGUAAGCGAUAAUAAAAAUACUAAUUCAAAUAAUAAUGACAAUAAAUAUAAAGUUGAUUCAAGAUCCAUUAAUAAAAAAUUGGAUAUCAAAAAGUCUAGAAGAAUUUUAAAAACGCAGUAUGUAAAAGAUUAUAUAAUAGUCAAUUUUAUAGAAAUUUUAUUAACUAAUAAUACUAUCAUAAUAUGUUUGUUUAAUGUCGAAUCUUUUUCUUCAUGA